UACACCGCUUGAUUGUAGAUCUCUUCAUCUGCAGAGGGAACAAACAGUAUCAUGGAAACAAUGCUGAAGACCUCACCCACCAGGAAGGUAUAUAUCCUCCCGAACACAAACACAAUACUGCGUAUAUGAAUAUUCAUUACUCACAUGAAUGCCAAAGGUUCUCGUGCCGCCUACUGGCAGAAGAGAGAACUGACAGCUGGGUUGAAUUUCCGAGUAACUGAACAAAGCCACACUACAAUCCGCAUUGACUGUCUACAGCAAAUUAGUUUAAAAUUGCCGAGACAAUCCUGGUUAUGAUAGGGCAGUUACAAUUUUUUGUUUUGGGGGGGGUUUGCUGACUUUUUCGUUCCUGUUUCAGCCGUGUUGGUGACCUUUGAUCUCCUUUCUGCAAAUACUGCACACAUUCCCAGCCCCACCUUAUGCAGGAAAUUGCCUAACCAGAGUGACUGGUUUUGGAGAAAAAGAAACUUAGAUAUUCAUUUCCUUCUCUGCUAUCAGCGAUGGCGUCUUCAGACCUGAGAGCGGAGCUGGAUUGUUCCAUCUGUCUGAACAUUUAUACGGAUCCCGUCAUGUUAAAAUGUGGACACAACUUCUGCCAGGUCUGCAUUGACCGCGUGUUUGAUACCCAGGAGGGGUCUGGAGAUUAUUCCUGUCCUCAGUGCAGGGAAGAGUUCCAGGAACGACCUUCAAUGCAAAGAAAUAUCACUCUGCGGAACAUCACUCAACGUUUCUUGUCUGCUCCGCAAGAUUCAGAGAAGUCCGGGAUCUUCUGCACUUACUGUAUUCACUCCUCUGUACCCGCUGUGAAGUCCUGUCUACUUUGUGAGGCUUCUCUAUGUGAUGACCAUCUGAGAGUCCACAGCAAGUCACCAGAACACGUGAUAUGUGUCCCCACCAGCACCCCGGAGAACAGGAAGUGCCCCGUCCAUAAGAAGAUCCUGGAGUAUUACUGCACUGAGGACUCUACUUGUAUCUGUGUCUCCUGCAGUUUAACUGGAGAACAUCGAGGACACCAGGUGGAGACCCUACAAGAGGCCUCUAUAAAGAAGAAGAAGAAACUGAUUAAUAAUCUUCAAAAAAUUAUUACUAAGAGAGAGAAGACAGAAGAAAGAGUCCGGAGUCUGCAGGAACACCGAGGAAAAGUACAAGGAAAAGCAGAUGGUGAAACAGAGAGAUUUACUGUCCAGUUCAGAGACCUCAGGAGACGUCUGGAAGAUCUGGAGGAGAAAGUCCUGGGUGAGAUCUCCAGGCAGGCAGAGCAGAUUUUAAGUCCAGUCAAUGAUCUGAUUCAGCAGUUGGAAUUAAAGAUGGAGGAUCUGUCCAGGAAGAUUGAUCACUUAGAAGAGUUGUGCGCCAUGACGGAUCCAUUGACCGUCCUACAGGAACCAGACUCCGGUGACUUGGAUGAUACUGAGGAUGAAAAUUUGUGGAUUUUUAUGUCCCAUUACAUCCUCAUCAGUGGUCUGGAUGUGACUAAGGCCACAGAUAUGUUCCGCACAGGUUUAUCUGAUAUAAUACCUGCUAUUAUUGGGGUAACUGAAGGGAUCUACAUACAGAAAGCUGUAGACAUAUUAUUGGAUGAGGACACAGCUAAUAAUGAUGUAUUUAUAUCAUAUGAUAAGAAGACUGCAUCAAGGUCGGGUGGACUCCAGAAUCGCCCACAUAGUUGGAAGAGAUUUAGAGAUUAUAAUCAAGUCUUAGGCAGUCAGAGUUUCUCCUCAGGGAGACAUUAUUGGGAAGUAGAUGUUCAGAGAUCCAAUAACUGGAUCAUUGGGAUGUGCUACGCAAAUAUACACAGGUAUGGGAAGAAUUCUUACAUAGGAGACAAUAACAAGUCCUGGGGUUUGGACAGGAAGGGUAAAAAGUAUAGAGCAGCGCAUGACGAGGAAGUGACCGAGCUCCCUUACAAUAUUCCCACUAACCGAAUCCGGGUAUACCUGGACUAUGAGGCCGGACAGCUCUCCUUCUAUGUGUGUGACCCCCUCUGCCACCUCCACACCUUCACCGCCACCUUCACCAAACCCCUCUAUGCUGUGUUAGGGGUGUGGCAUUCAGAUAUAUCAUUAUCUUGAAGGGAGGUGCCAAGACAAAUAAUUCUGACAUUUCUCCAUCUCCCCCCCCCUUCCUGAUCACAGUGAUUGGCUGUACUCACCAUCCUAAGCCCUGAGGCCACAAAUCCAUAUAGCUCUGCUCAGGGCGCCCGCAGAACUUAUUCCAGAGGGGCAUCAUUUAAAGGUCACUCAUGCUCUGCCCUUUUUCAACAAUGUCAUGGAGGGGAGGGGCUUAGUCUUUAUCACUGAGCCCAUCACUUGCAGCCUCACUGUGCCCAUCCAAUGCGGCCUCACUGU
Messenger RNA from Rana temporaria (common frog), 2348 nucleotides. Its product is annotated as E3 ubiquitin-protein ligase TRIM11-like. The transcript has a single exon. Gene Ontology annotation, molecular function: protein binding; zinc ion binding. The coding region runs from base 501 to 2072 and encodes 523 amino acids. The record is from RefSeq and is a predicted model, not a curated record. NCBI's taxonomy places the organism in Eukaryota, Metazoa, Chordata, Amphibia, Anura, Ranidae.